Babesia ovata is the source of this 534-nucleotide messenger RNA. RefSeq names its product serine threonine dehydratase, putative. The transcript has 2 exons. The record is from RefSeq and is a predicted model, not a curated record. Bases 1 to 534 code for a protein of 177 amino acids. NCBI's taxonomy places the organism in Eukaryota, Apicomplexa, Aconoidasida, Piroplasmida, Babesiidae.
AUGGCACGGCGACUGGCCCUUAAGCACACUGCCAAGCUGGCUCUUGACUUCACCGUACAUGUGAUUGUACUUGAGGCCGGCAGUCCAUUGGAGCAUGUUAUAGAUGUUACUCGGCGCUCUUGGCUUUGGUGGGAUGUAGUAGUGAGAGACACGGUUGUACUUCUCAAGGAAGUAGUGGCACAAGUUGAGGAUGUCGAUGAGAGUAAUUUGGUUGUUGCUAUUCUUGAUUUUAAUUUUAAUUUUGGAAGCGUCAAGUUUAUGCUCAACCAGUUUAGUCUUAAUUUGUUCACCCGUCAUGCCCCUCUUCAAGUGACCAUUCUGCUUCUUGUCAUCUUCCGGCACUGUGAAGCCGCGGGAGUGGAACCAGAGGGCCACCAUAUUUUCCUUAGUGGGCGUAUUAAUUUGUUUCUUACUCCACUCACCGCUGCAGUUCCUCUGCAGACUAUACAUGUCUGUCACCCAACCAGGGAGACAGGUGAGGAAAACCUUAGACAGCUUCUUGCCGUAGUCCGUCAAUUUGCGUUUGUCGUCUGA